Ostrea edulis (European flat oyster) is the source of this 6339-nucleotide messenger RNA. RefSeq names its product transcription initiation factor TFIID subunit 1-like. Gene Ontology annotation, biological process: transcription by RNA polymerase II; RNA polymerase II preinitiation complex assembly. Gene Ontology annotation, molecular function: histone acetyltransferase activity; RNA polymerase II general transcription initiation factor binding; RNA polymerase II general transcription initiation factor activity. The record is from RefSeq and is a predicted model, not a curated record. NCBI's taxonomy places the organism in Eukaryota, Metazoa, Mollusca, Bivalvia, Ostreida, Ostreidae. Gene Ontology annotation, cellular component: transcription factor TFIID complex.
CUCUCUCUCUCUCUCUCUCUCUCUCUCUCUCUCUCGUAAUAACGGUAUUUCCCGAUCAAAACCAGGGAAAUAUAAAUUUCCAUAAAGUAUCGUCGUCUCCUUAACUACUUUUCCGGAUUUUGGUGUUUUGACUGAUUAUGGUUUCAUUUGUUAUGAACUCAAAAUGGCGUCAAAUUGUUAAAGUAGAGUAUCAGUUUGUCAAAGUUGAAGAUUUGCAACAUUUACGAUGUGAGACCAACAGAAUAUUGCAUACCAGAACCAAUUUCUAUGGAUUCUCCAGCAAUCCGAUAUGCCACUCAUUAUAUUGGAAAUUUAAUGUGAUUAUUACACUCUGACAGAGGCUUCAUCUCAGCAAGAUGGACAGCGAGGAUGAACACGAUCUCAUGGACAGCCAUCAGACCAUGUCCUCCCUGACUGGAUUUCUCUUUGGCAACAUCGACGAGAAAGGUGACCUGACAGAGGAUUUUCUGGAUGAGGAAUCUAAAAGACACCUUGGCUCGUUGAGUUCCCUGGGUGGUAUUGGUGUGAUGGUUAAGGAGAUCACAGAGAACCAGGAUGAAGACAGAGACGAUUACUAUGACAGUGCGUCAGAAGAUUUCACCGCCAAGUCCCCUACUGCUGUUGAUUAUUCAGACAUCAGCGAGACUGUGGACGAUGAAACGGAGAAAGUGAAGGAAGCCAUGCAAGGCCUCGCCAUACCCAGGAAAGCAAGUGCAGAAGAGGAUGACUAUGAUGAUGAUGAUGAUGAUGAGAAAGAUGUAAAAUUGAUGCCUCCGCCAUCAUGGGUCCCAAAAGCACUGAAGACCGAUGACGGCACUACUAAAUUGCUUGCUGACAGGUCUUCCCCUCAGAGCAGUCCUGACAAAUCUAAGGCUACCACCCCUCUGGCUGCUAUGCUACCCCCAGAACUGAGUAAAAUAGAUGUCGCUGCAUUGUUCCCUGAAUUCAGGCAUGCACAGGUGUUAAGGUUUUCCCGGUUGUUUAGACCGCAAUAUGUCCAUCACUUAUACAAAAGAAAGAAGAAAAAGAAACCAUCAGAUGAUGAUAAAGACAAUCAGAGAGACUCAUCAGAGGAAGAUAGGAAAGCCAGACUAGAAGAACAUCGUUUGUCACUGACUCCAUUGGAGAGAGUCAUUGCUGAGGCGGAGAAUUACCAGAAAACUCACCAGGCCUCCUCUGAGGGAGAGAGUUCAGCUGAUGAAAUCAGCAGUGAGGGAGAGGAGGACGAGGAGGUGGAAACUAUGAAACUGAACUUUGGAAGGCUGCCAAAAGUAGAGGAAUGUCUACCUGAUGAUGAGGAGAUGCUUCUGAAGCCCUUGGAGCGUAAGUCAGUGACUGGGACCACAACUAAGGGCAAGGAGGAGAGUGGGGGUUUGAAGAUUGCCCCAUGGCGCUUCGGUCCCGCCCAGUACUGGUAUGAUUUACUGGGGGUAGAUGAAUCGGGAGAAGACUUUGACUACGGAUUCAAGCUGAAACCAAAAGAGCAGAUUGAGACAGACAAAAAAGAAGUAGAAGAUCUGAAGGUAAAUCCAGAGGCGUUCUUAAUGGUCACUCAACUGAACUGGGAGGAUGACAUCAUCUGGAAUGGUGAGGAUGUGAAGCAGAAAAUUCUCCAAUCACAGAAACAGAAAGCUUUAUCUGCGGGCUGGAUACCAAGCACUCAGUACAGAACUGCUACCAUGUUCACACAACAGACUGGUCAAACUCCAUCAUCAGGAAUGUCUCCGAAAAUGUCAAACUUCAUGACAUCCGGUUAUUCCAAAACCAUUCCAGGGAUCUCCCCGAUAUAUAAACCUGGACAGCCUCACACAGGUCCUGAUGGAUUAGACCACAAUAAAGACAAGGAGGUUUGGUAUUCCAUUUUUCCUAUUGAGAACCGAGAUCUCCUGUACAGGAGGUGGGAAGAUGACAUCAUCUGGGAUGCAGAGAACAUGGAGAAGAUCCCUUCACCACCUGUGUUGACACUGGAUCCCAAUGAUGACAACAUUAUUCUGGAGAUCCCUGAGGACAAGGAUCCCAAUGAAAAAAGUGCAGAACCAGUCAAAAAGGAGAAGGCAGAGGUUAAGAAAUCCAAACUUCUUCUUGGGAAGGCCGGAAUCAUCAAAGAUGAUGGAGAAGAUGAGGAGGAGAAACCUCCAUCCCUGCAGAGUAAAGAUCCGUUUAAUCUUUCAAAUGAUGAGUUUUACAACCCAAAGUUACUGGAAAGUGCCAUCAAAGGGGGCAUAGGGACGAGUCUUAUUCAGCAUUCCACCCCCGCCCUGGAGUUGAGACAACCUUUCUUUCCCACACACAUGGGUCCAAUGAAAUUGAGGUGCUUCCACCGUCCUCAGCUGAAGAAGUAUUCUCAUGGCCAAAUAUCUACUCCUGGCCCUCACCAAGUGCUGCCUCUCAUCAAACAGAUCAAAAGGAAGGCCAGGUUGAGAGAGCAGGAGAGACUGGCCUUUGGGGGUGGGGACAUCUUCUUCAUGAGAACACCCCAGGACCUGUCAGGAAUGGAUGGGGAACUUAUCUUAGCUGAGUAUUCUGAAGAGUAUCCUCCCCUUCUGAUGCAAGUCGGCAUGGCAACCAAAAUAAAAAACUACUAUAAGAGAAAACCUGGAAAAGAUUCCCAGCCUCCUGCAUAUAAAUAUGGAGAGCUGUCAUAUGCCCACACCUCUCCAUUCCUGGGAACUCUCGUACCUGGUCAUUCCAUUCAGGCGUUUGAGAAUAACAUGUUUAGGGCACCUAUAUACGAGCACAAAUUGCCAGACACAGAUUUUCUUAUCAUCCGAACCAGACAAAAUUAUUUUAUAAGAGAGGUGAACACGAUCUAUACAAUAGGCCAGGAAUGUCCAAUGUUCGAAGUUCCAGGUCCAAACUCCAAAAGGGCAAACAAUUUUAUUCGAGACUUUCUUCAGGUCUUCAUAUACCGACUGUUUUGGAAAAGUAAGGAUAAUCCAAGGAGAAUAAAAAUGGAUGACAUCAAGAAAGCUUUCCCAAACCACUCAGAGAGCAGCAUUAGAAAGAGGCUGAAACUGUGUGCAGACUUUAAAAGAACAGGUAUGGACUCUAACUGGUGGGUAGUGAAGCCAGACUUCCGACUACCGACAGAGGAGGAGAUGAGAGCCAUGGUAUCCCCAGAGCAGUGCUGUGGCUACUUCAGCAUGCUGGCUGCUGAACAAAGGCUAAAGGAUGCUGGUUAUGGGGAGAAGUCAUUAUUUGCACCUGAAGAUGACAAUGAGGAAGAUACUCAAUCUAAAAUAGAAGACGAGGUGAAAACUGCUCCUUGGAACACGACAAGAGCCUACAUUAGUGCAGUGAAAGGGAAGUGUUUGCUGGACCUUAACGGGGCAGCAGAUCCUACAGGCUGUGGGGAGGGGUUCUCCUAUGUCAAGGUCCCCAACAAACCCCAGCCCAAAGAAGAGGGUAAGGAACAGACUCCUCAGAAAAAGACGGUCACAGGAACAGACGCUGACCUAAGGAAACUCAGCCUGAAGGACGCUAAACAACUGCUUAGGAAGUUCCAAGUACCAGAUUCUGAGAUAAAGAAGUUGUCUCGAUGGGAGGUCAUUGAUGUGGUGAGAACGAUGUCAACUGAACAAGCUAAAGCUGGACAGGAGGGAAAAGCUGGAAUGAGCAAAUUUGCUCGAGGAAACAGGUUCUCAGUGGCUGAACACCAGGAGCGUUAUAGGGAGGAAUGCCAGAGAAUAUUCGAUCUUCAGAACAGGGUUUUAGCCUCAGAGGAAGUGUUGUCUACUGAUGAAGGUUCCAGCUCAGAUAAUGAUUCAGAUUUUGAGGAAAUGGGGAAAAAUCUGGAGAGUAUGCUGUCCAACAAAAAAACUAGCUCACAGCUAUCUCAUGAGAAAGAAGAGGCAGAGAGAAGAGAACUGCAGAAGAUGUUGAUGGGUGAUGAUGGAAAGGACAAGGGAGACAAAUCUAACAAGUCCAAGAACAUCAGAACAAGGAAGUAUGAAUCCCGAGAGAAGUUCCUGGUCGAUGUCAAUCAGAUAGUAGAGAACUGUAAACUAUACAAUGGUCCAAAAAGUGCCCUCACUCUCACUGCACAACAGAUGAUGGAGCUGGUCUUCAAAAGGUUGCAGAGGUAUGGAAUAAAAGAAGAUAAGCUGAUGAGACUGGAAAAAGCCAUUAAUCCGCUGUUGGACGACAAUGACCAGGUGGCUUUCUCCUUUAUACUGGAGAAUAUCAUAGCACAGAUGAAGGCCAUAGAAAAUUCUUGGCCUUUUCAUCAACCUGUCAAUCGCAAGUUUGUGAAAGACUAUUAUGAUGUGAUAAAGAACCCCAUGGAUCUCUCCUCGCUGUUGAAGAAUGUGCAGAGUCACAAAUACCAGACCCGAGACCAAUUCCUGAAUGACGUUGACCUGAUUUACCAGAACUGUGAGAAAUACAACGGGCCAGGCAGUAACUACACAAAAACGGCUCUCAAAAUGAGCGAACUCUGUAGAGAAAGACUGCAAGAGAAUGAGGAAAGCCUGAAUCAGAUGGAAAGUGACAUCCAUGCAGCACAGGAAGCGGCUCUGGAGGCGGUAGAAACGGACAGCAUCAUGACGGGGACGUCAGCUAACCCAGAGGAUAGUAGUCUGUUUGGAAUGGACAAUGAGAGCAUUGAAGACAUCAACUUGUCUGCCUCCCGUGAGAAUAUCACCAUAGCUGAGGACACCAAUGAUGACAGCAUGAUGACUACCAACACCAGACGAGGGUUGAACCAGUCUGGAAACUCAGGGUAUGACUCCGAGUAUGUCGACAUCGAGGGUGAUGAUGAGAAUGCCUAUACCCAGGAUGCUGUAGAUCAGGAUGCAUCUGGACAAGGUGAUGGUUUGGCUCAAGAUUUACAGAUGACUCCAGAGAAUUCAGACAAUGAAGACUUGGGUGACCCGGAUAGGAAGGUCUUUCAGAGUGAACUCGCUCUGUCACAGUUUGAACGACAAAACCCGGAGCAGUAUUAUCAGUAUCCAGUUCACUUCCAGGAGGACGAUGAAAAUAGUUUUGAUCCGUCAGACUUCUUUAUGCACAGCUCACUGGCUCAGGAGGCAGCAGCCAAUCAAAUCAAGCAGGAAGAGUCAGGGGACGGAUUAGCACCUGUUGCCAUGGAGACUGAUAUUAACAAUGACCUUCAGGUGUCAGAAUCAGAUAAUGAAGAUGACGAGGCUGAGCAAAUUUCAGGGGGAGGAAAUGAUGGAUUUGACAUUGAUGAAUUUUUCUGAGGAGUGAAGUCAUCUGCCAGGAACAUGUCUUUCAAAGUCAUUGAAGUGUAUUUAUUUUUCAGGGCAACAUUUGUGAGUCAGGAAUAUAUCAAUUGUGUGGAACUUUCAGUAGUGUUGAAAUUUUAUAGUUCGAAUGAACUGAAAUGCUAUGAAUUUUCUAGAGUGAAUUUUCUGAGGAACUGCUACUGUUGUUUAGGGGUGAACAUUUCUGUAUUCCCAUACUAUCUUCUCUGGUUCUCUGUGGAAAGGCUGGGGGUGGGGGUGGGGGGUGAAGAAUGAUGAACUUCAAAUUUAUCUUUAAACACAGUGUAAGGUAAUGUGAAGAAUAUGGUAGUAGAUCUAGAUAUGCAUUAGAAGAUUAUGUUUCAUAAAAUGAUUGAUCAGCCAUUGAAGCCUUUCUUUGGACAUAAAGGGAAGUCCUAUUCUAAACUAAAACCACAGAUGGGAUUCAUUCCUGAAAAAAUUCCUUAUCCCAAAUAAGGGGCUUUAAGGACCAGUCUAAAAUGGUUUCAUGAUUAAACCAACAAAAACAUUCAUGAAAGAGAAGCUUUAUACAAAUGUAACACUUGCACCACACAAGUAUAAAUGAAAUUCUAAUAUUAUGUAGAGAUCAGUAUGUACUUUAUAUUGGAGGAAAAGAUGGUGUGAUGAUAAAGUUUACAUGCAUAUGCAGUGUAGCAAAAAUCUGUAAUGUAAUGUAAAAUGUAACGUAAUGUAAAUUUGUAGUGGCACAGUGCAUGAUCAAAUCUACUGAGAUGUGCUUUGAGCUUCACAGGAUUUGGUCACAUGAUCACCCCAUUUCACACUUCAAUGAAGUAUUUAGAACCAUUGUUUAUUUCUUUGUGGGAGUUACUCUCUCAGAUUACAGAAAACUUGACGAGGGGUGAACAUUGGAGAAGCAGUACAAUAUGUUCACACUGUAAUUAUGGAUGUUUACUGUCAUGAGUAAGUAACUUGUAGAUAACAUUUGGUAGGCACUAGCAGUUUUAUGUACUAAGUAUUUUGUAUUAUUGUAUGACCUCCAAGAGGUUAUGUAUAUGAGGCAGCAUUGUUUGUGAAGUUUAUUUCAUUCUUUAUUAGGAGGAAUUAUUUUUAUAUGUAUUGUGAAAUUAAAGGUCCAGAUGAUAAAUAUUAUAAA